GUUAGAUUUUAGAUAAGAAGUGGAAAUACAGUAUAAAUGUGCAAGAGCGAAUACAUUUGAAUUAAUAAUUUGGUUUUAAGUGAAUUAUUGAAGAUAUUGUAUAUUUGUUUCAAAAAAUUUGAUGUAUUCAUAGUUUUCAAUAUGAGCGACUCUGUAAGUUUGCCUCCAGGUCCGCCGCCACAGAUUAUUAUGAACUCCGAUAUGAUGCAAAUGCCGCCUCCUGACAACAUGCCUUUGAUGACUGGACCUCCACCUGAUAAUAUGAUGGGUCCUCCGCCUUCUAUAGGACCUCCACCAUCUCUAGGUCCUCCACCAUCUCUAGGUCCUCCAACAUCACUGGGGCCUCAUCUGUCUCUAGGACCACCACCUACGAUGGGUCCACCACCUUCCAUUCCACCGCCUUCAAUUCCACCGCCGUCUAUUCCACCACCUUCUAUGGGUCCCACAACUCCGGUAGGACCUCCAACAUCUGUAGGCCCUCCACCUGCUAUGGGGCCACCACCUGUCUUUGGCCCACCUGGAACACAAGGAUGGACAAAUGAGGAUUUCUCUACUCUAGGUCCGCCACCUUCAAUAAUGCAACCUCCACCUGUGAAUGAAAAACAACUACCAUCUCUUCUGUCAUUGAAAGUUGAUCCACCUGAACAAUUAUUGGAAUCAAAUCCUGAAGUUGUCCUUCCACAAGCCCUGGAAGAAGUUCUCGCUUUGAAAAAUCAGAGAGCCUUAGAACUUGGUACUGAAAUUGAUGGAGGUAGUGAAGGACAAGCUCAAAAAGAAGCCGAGAGAGAACCACUUUGGGAGAAAGAUGAUAAUGUUGAGACGGUUGUAGAUGUUGAACCAGAGCCGCCAAAACAACAAAAGGAAAAAGAGAUUAAAGAUAAAGUUAGUAAAAAUAAGAAGAAAAAAAAGAGAAAGAAAAAUAAGAAGAACAGAGUAAAUGACGAAAAAAAUAAACAAAAUGAACCUAAGCCUAAAGAAAAGGAAGAUGAAGAAUUGGAGGAAGAAGUGGAAUUUGUGUAUGUUCAAGAAACUAUUGGUUUACAUGAGUUGGCCCCACAGUAUCGUCAGUUCUAUAGCAUAUUUGAGUCCUUCAAAUUCACAGAUCAAAAAGCUGACAUUGCUCCACCUGUAUUAGCCACCCCAAUGGCUCUAUCUAGUAAAGCGAUUACUACAGAAGAAGAUAUGGACGAUGAUGAAAAUGAAGAGAAGUUUGAGGACAAGACUAAAUUGUCUAAACGAAAAAUGAAGAAAUUAACAAGGCUGAGUGUUGCUGAGUUGAAACAGUUGGUUAACAGACCAGAUGUUGUGGAAAUGCACGAUGUUACUGCCAGAGAUCCUAAGUUGCUUGUACAGUUGAAGGCACACCGAAAUACUGUCCAGGUUCCAAGGCAUUGGUGCUUCAAGCGCAAAUAUUUACAGGGAAAAAGAGGUAUUGAAAAACCCCCAUUCAACUUGCCAGAUUUCAUAAAGAAAACGGGUAUUAUGGAGAUGAGAGCAUCCUUGCAAGAUAAAGAUGAAUCUAAAACCUUGAAGGCAAAAAUGAGAGAAAGGGCCAGACCUAAACUGGGAAAGAUUGAUAUAGAUUAUCAAAAAUUGCAUGAUGCCUUUUUCAAGUGGCAAACAAAGCCAAAGAUGACAAUUCAUGGCGAUCUUUACUACGAAGGUAAGGAAUUUGAAACCAGACUGAAAGAAAAAAAACCUGGGGAUUUAUCGGAAGAGUUACGAACAGCUCUGGGUAUGCCUGUUGGUCCUAAUGCAAACAAAGUACCUCCUCCGUGGCUGAUUGCCAAGCAACGUUAUGGACCCCCUCCUAACUACCCCAAUUUGAAAAUACCAGGACUGAAUGCUCCCAUUCCUGAAGGCUGUGCUUUUGGAUAUCAUGCAGGAGGUUGGGGUAAGCCACCUGUUGAUGAAAAUGGAAAGCCAUUGUAUGGUGACGUUUUUGGAACUAGUACUGUUAACAUUGAUGAUAUUGGAGAGGAUCCAAAUGUGGAUAGAACUUUGUGGGGAGAACUUGAAUCAGAAUCUGAAGAGGAGAGUGAAGAGGAGGAGGAAGAAGAAGAAAAGGAAGCCCCAAGCAUACCUGAUGAAUCUGGGUUAGUGACGCCUGCAGAAGGCCUUGUAACUCCAAGUGGUAUCUCAAGUAUACCUGCUGGAAUGGAGACACCUGAAACCAUCGAACUUAGAAAGAAGAAAAUUGAAAAUGACAUGGAGGGAAGCGAAACUCCUGUGUUGUACCACAUAAUUCCUGAAAAACGAAAUGAAAGAAUCGGUAAUGCUAUGAUGGCCAGCAGUCAUGUAUAUGAUAUGAGCCAGAUAGCGGCCACUGGGGGUGCUCCCCAAAUAAUUCAAAGGCGGACAGAUCGUGAAGGAAUGGUUGAAUUGGCGCUUGAUCCAUCAGAGUUGGACAUGGAUAGCGACGCAAUGGCAGUGAGAUAUGAGCAACAGAUGAGAGAGAAUCAGUCUCAGUUGCAGAAAGAAGAUCUCAGUGACAUGUUGGCCGAGCAUGUUGCCAAACAGAAGAAUAAACGGAAAAGGCAACAACAGGACACCAAGCAGACAAAGAAAUAUAAAGAGUUUAAAUUUUAGACUUUAUUUCUAGAAUAAAUAUCUAACUGAAAGUUUUUCAAUUUUUACAUGUAUGUUGUAUUUAUUAUGUUGGUAUGAUGAUUUAUGACUUAGAUGUAAGUAUAAUUUCGUCAAGUAA
Leptinotarsa decemlineata (Colorado potato beetle) is the source of this 2707-nucleotide messenger RNA. Its product is annotated as splicing factor 3B subunit 2. Gene Ontology annotation, cellular component: nucleus; U12-type spliceosomal complex. The record is from RefSeq and is a predicted model, not a curated record. Lineage: Eukaryota; Metazoa; Arthropoda; Insecta; Coleoptera; Chrysomelidae.